Molecule: messenger RNA, 1518 nt
Organism: Brachypodium distachyon (stiff brome)
Lineage: Eukaryota; Viridiplantae; Streptophyta; Magnoliopsida; Poales; Poaceae
Product: GDSL esterase/lipase At5g03600
Exons: 4
Coding region: 189-1271 (360 amino acids)
Molecular function (GO): hydrolase activity, acting on ester bonds
Source: RefSeq, a predicted model, not a curated record
GGUGGAGUCCGCAAUCACAGGUCGGCCGGAUGCCGGUGGAGUCCAGAAAUCUAUGUCGAUGAAUUUCCUUGCGCUACGACACCUCCGGCCUGUAAUAAAUACCGGCCGCUAGCUUCCCACAAUCUUCAACUUUUUUUUGAGAAACAAUCUUCGACACCACUGACCCUUCUCCCUCCACGCAAACCACCAUGAAGAUCGUCUCGAUUCUUGUCCUUUUCUUCGUCACCUUCAAUGGUACGUGCGCUGCUCGUGUCGACUCUCGGCCAAAUCCUGAUGAUCGUCUCCGCCACCUCUUCGUCUUCGGCGACUCGUUUGGUGACAACGGCAACACACGACAGCCGCUGGUGGAUGUCGUCCUGGGCACGGACAAGGUCAACCAGGAUACACGCCAAUGGUUCUUUCCGUAUGGCUCCUUCACCGAUGGGCGCGAGCACCCCACCGGCCGCUUCUCCAAUUACAUGGUCCAAUCUGAUCUCGUUGCAAACAUCAUGGGGCUCGCCGUAGCACCUCCUGCGUACAAGCUCACGAAGAAGAACACAUGGGACAAGUCCGGCAUGACCUUCGCCGUCGGUGGAACCAACGUGUUCCAGGCGCCUACUAGCAACAAGGCGGUGCCCACCCUCCGCGACCAGGUCGACAGGCUCGAGUCCCUCAUCGUGGAUGGAACCAUCUCAAGGAAACACGUCCAGCACUCCGUCGCCCUCAUCGCCAUCUCCGGCAACGACUACGUGUUGGUCGGCGACGCCGGUGGCAUGAACAUCGGCAUCGGUGCUUUCGUCAAGAACGUGUCGACGGAGAUUGUCAGCAACGUGCAGCGACUGCAGGAGAUGGGGGUAGCCAAGGUUUUGGUGAACAACAUUCCCCCCAUCGGCUGCGCGCCGUCGCAGACCAUGCCGAGCGGCUUCGCCAGAUGCGACCGCGGAGGCAACAACUACGCGUCGGUCCAGAACAGAGACCUCAAGAGGCAGCUCAGAGCGAUGGAUGACGUGCACAUCAUUGACCUCCACACGGCCUUCACCAACAUCGUUGAGGGUGAAAACACUGAGGUGUCGAGCUUCUUCGACGAGAGGUUGGCGCCAUGCUGCAAGAGCACGGAUCCAAGUGGGUACUGUGGGCAGAUGGGUGACUCCGACUCGGACUUCCGUUACACGCUCUGCAAGAAUGCCGACAAGUACUUCUACUGGGACGAGAUGAACCCCACGCAGGCUGGAUGGGAGAUUGUCAUGGAGCAGUUGGAAGACCCCAUCAAGAAGUUCCUAGAGCUCAAUUAGAUCCAUCAUUAGCUAGAUAUAUACACAAGUAGUCUUUAUAAAAUUUUAUUUUAUUUAGGUUCUGGGCACCCGUUGGUGCCACAUCUGUUUAAUUAGUUCAGCAGGUUAGAGUUGAUUUCUAGGCGAGUAUUCUGGAUUUGCAUAAACGUUUUGGUCAACACAUCCUGUUCGUUGGUCAUGAGUCAACAAGGCUUAUCUUGUCCUUAUUUUGGUAAUGUUCUGAAAAUUAUAUUUGAACCGAAUUGCA